Messenger RNA from Scaptodrosophila lebanonensis, 4843 nucleotides. It is a transcript of the gene Ge-1, whose product is annotated as enhancer of mRNA-decapping protein 4 homolog. Gene Ontology annotation, molecular function: protein binding. Gene Ontology annotation, biological process: deadenylation-independent decapping of nuclear-transcribed mRNA. The record is from RefSeq and is a predicted model, not a curated record. The transcript is spliced from 12 exons. Lineage: Eukaryota; Metazoa; Arthropoda; Insecta; Diptera; Drosophilidae. Bases 209 to 4318 code for a protein of 1369 amino acids. Gene Ontology annotation, cellular component: P-body.
GCAGUACUAGUUUGCUUAAAUGUCGUCCAAUUGUUGUUAAUAAGUGUAAUAAGAUCCAACAAAUUGGUGUAGACGUGCGUAACAUAUGUAAUUUCAGUUAGCACGUCUUCAGAUUUGCGUGAGACGCGAUCAUUUUCAAUAACCCACACGCACACAAGCAAGCAGUAGCAGAAAAAGAACUGCUCGAGUGCAGUGAGUGUAUGUGUCAAUGUUAAUCGCGCUUUUUGCGCUCGCACAGUUACAAAUCUUCCGCAAGACGCCAUCAUCGUCGUCACCUGUACCAACAUCAAGGUGUGGCAGAGAAACAAAGCACGCGAGUACGCUAGCAGUCGAGGUACCAGAAACAGCAGCUCGUGCCAGUUACUUAACGGUUCUAACAGGCCAUAGUGAUUUGCAGAAGACAACAACAACAACAGCAACUACCCGCAGCAAUAUGAGCAGCAUCACUGAACAGGAUCAGGCCAGUGCCGUAGCCGGCGCUGCCAAUGGCAAAAAGUCGGUUUUAGGACAAGAUGUGGAGAUUGUUGCUUUUAAGGCGCACGAGAAGCAGUGCUGCCGCAGCUUCAAAACCAAUCGGACUAAGGUCUACACCUGUCCCAGCAAUCACUGUCGUGGUUCGUCUAAGGUUAAGCUAAAGAAUAUUGUGGACUACAAAUGGGAGCGCAAAUAUUACUAUCCAGGUCAUCUGGUGGCCGUGCAUCGUGAUGGCAAACAUUUGGCUUAUGCCAUUAAUGUCAACAACAAAGCCACUGGUAUGGAGGGGAUGGUGCGUGUCUGCAAUCUAAACGCCAGUCUGCGCGCUCUCAUUAAAGGAAUGAGUGGCGAGGUGCUCGAUUUGCAGUUCGCACACACCGAUCGGGAGCGGAUACUGGCAGUUAUCGAUGUGAACUCUUUGUUUGUCUACAGAGUCGAUCUAAUUGAUAGCAUUUUGGCGUGCAAUCUUGUGCUGAAAGUGGAGGAUCCUAUAGCCGAUUAUGUGCCACGUUAUGACAUGGUCUCUUGGUGCCCAUAUGUCAUCAGCGGCAGCAGUGCUGGCCAGGAGGAUGAGGAUGAGAAUCAACUAUUAAUUUGGUCACGCAAUUCGCAGUUUCAAUGCUUCCAUGUUAAGAUGAUUGUCACCGAAAAUGGAUGUGGCAAAAUACAACCUGACGAACUGGAUACAGGCUAUCUAAAGAUUGAGGAAGAUUCUCUGAUUACCUGCGCAGCUUUGUCCCCAGAUGGUACCACUGUGGCGGCUGCCUGCGCUGAUGGUGUGGUGCGUUUCUAUCAAAUAUAUCUAUUCGAUGUGCGCAAUCAUCGUUGCCUGCACGAAUGGAAGCCACACGAUGGCAAAAUCGUCAACUCGCUGUUCUUCUUGGACAACAUAAAUAAGCCGGUUGAGGACUCCUACUGGCAACAUGUGAUCACGACCAGUGACAACAACACAGAGAUAAAAUUGUGGAACUGUACACUGUGGAAAUGCCUGCAAACAAUUAACAUUGUGCCAACGGUACAGCAGCCAGAAUUUAUAGCAGGAAUUGAUCGCAGUGCCAGCUAUUUGGUAUUGUCCAGCUUAGAUUCGUUGUCGGUGUUUGUCAUGCAAAUCAACAACAACAGCAUCUGCAGCAGUAACGAUAGUACGGGCAGCGACAGUGAGAGCAGCAGCAGCGCUGAGGAAAGCACAGUACGCAUCGAGAACAUUGCCGAGUUUAAGCUAAGCUCUGGCAUUUUGUCUUUCUCGAUUGUGGAUGCCAGCAUGCGGCGAUUGAAGAGCACCAAUGAAAGCUAUUAUCCCUUUGAUGAGCCGGAUGAUUAUGAUGACGAUACCACGGCUACCCAUGCACUGGUCGUGCACAUGUUUGUGGUGCAAAUGAAAAGUCUACAGGAAUGCCAAAUCAUCUAUCAGCCUUGCGUGGCGGAUAAGUCGGAGCGCAGCCUAAAUAGCAGCAAUAGCAACAACACCAGCAACAAGUCCAUCAAGCGCUCAGAGACCCCGGACGAUGCGCUGCUCAUACACCUGAAAGAUAUUAAACAGGAGCCACUCAGCUCGCCGAACAGCAACAACAGCAGCGGAACAGCAAACACAAGCAACACAGCGACCACGACCACCACCAACGUCCCACUCGAUGCGCUCUUCGCUAAAGUACAGCAGGCCGUAGCUGUGGCAAUCGCCUCCGAACCUUCCGCGGUGGUCCAGGAGCCACAAGUCUCGAACAAAUCGCGUUCCGCUUCGCCACAAUAUGCCAGCGGUUAUCCCCAAUUGAACCUCAUGACACCCGACGCUUUCAGCUCCAGCAGUACGUCUGUGAUUGCAGCUGCCGCGUCUUUGACGACCACUAGUAACAAUCCCAGUGGCACUGAAGCCAGUGCGGCUUCGGAGAAUGUAAACUCACAGGUCCUCAACACGUUGCGCAUGCUCGCCACGGUUACAGGACAGGGUUCAGAUAAUCCGAAUCUCCUGAAUCUUAUGAACAACACGCUCAUCGAGGAUCAACAAAAGCUGAAGGAAUCUUUGGAUGCCCGCAAAAAGUUCAUAGCCAUUGAUCGCAAUCCAGAGCGUAAUGCUGCCGAGAAUAUUGCCAGUGGCGGUUCAAGUCCAAGUCGUGAGGUGCAAGAGAUAAUGGCCACACAGGAGGACGAUGAUAUUUUAGACGCGGAACUACAGAAAAUCCAGGAGGACGACUCAUCCUCAUCCCUAGACGAAGACGAUGAUGUGAAACCCAAUGUCUCUAAAUGGCUGCAGGACGCUCCCGCACCCAAACUGGUACCGGUAAAGAAGUCCGCGGAGCUGCAAAACGCCGCCAACAUUAUGUCGCAGGCGGUGCACGCAUCUGGAGCACAGCAUAAAAACAAUGGCAACAUGCCGCCCACGUUGGGCGGUGGUGGCAGCAACAAUAAUUCAACCGUCAACAUGAACAGCAGCAGCUGCAGCAACAACAACAACAGCGGCAGCAACAAUGACAUUUCGAAUAUAGAACUGAAUUCAAAGCUGGAACAAUUAAUGGACUUGGUCAAGGCGCAGUCGCAGCAGAUUAACAAAAUGGAGCACGAGCUCAACAAACUACAGAUGCAGCAGCCACAGAAAAAUAAUGCCGCUGCCAUGCAACCGAAAAGCAUAAAUGAAUUGGCCUAUAAAAUUGAAAUGCAAUUAUCUAAGCUAAUGGAGCAAUAUCUGAAGCGAUACGAGAACGAGCACAAGAAGAAACUGACCGAAUUCUUGGCGGCACGCGAGAAUCAGAAUCGUGAGUUGCGCGAAACUGUCAUACAGGUUUUAAAUCAGUAUGUCAUGAAUCACUUCACCGACAUUAUUGGCAAUGUUCUCAACAUGGAGCUGCAGCGUCAUUUGCUGCCACGCGUCAACGCCAAAAUGGAUCAGUUACAGAAUCAAAUGCAGGUGGAAAUUGUGCAGAAACUUAGCGUAUUCGAUAAGACCGUCAAGGAGAAUAUCGCACAGGUGUGCAAGAGCAAGCAAUUCCUGGAUGCCUUUGGCAAGUCCGUUUUAAUUGGAGUGCAGGCGAGCCUACAAACGGCAUUUAUUGAAUCGAUGAGCAGCACUCUGAUACCGGCCUAUGAGAAGUCCUCACAGAAUAUGUUUAAGCAGUUACACGAUGCCUUUUCCGUGGGAAUUAAGGACUUUAUGGUGCAGUUCAAUGCUUAUCUACAGCAUAUACCGCACUCUGGCGAGAAUUCGGAGGAUUUGCACAACAAACUGAGCAUAUUCCGGCAGCAAAUUGAGACCCAUUUGAAUAAGAAUCGUUCGGCAUUAACCGAUGCAAUGCUGGAGACACAGCGUGAGGUGAAGAGCCUAGAAAUUUUAUUGGCACGACAAGUACAGGAGACCCUACGCGCUGAGUUGCGCAAGUUUUACGAGACCCAAAACAUCGCAUUGCGAUCACAGGCAGCCACACCCGCACCCACUUACGAUUUGCGCGAUAGCAUUAAGCAGUUGCUGCUAUCGGGCCAGAUCAAUAGGGCCUUCCAUCAAGCAUUGUUGGCCAACGAUUUGAAUUUAGUUGAAUUUACAUUGCGCAACACCGAUCCUACUCAAGCCUUUGGGCCCGACGGCUGCAGGCUCGAGCAGAAGGUGCUGCUCAGCUUGAUACAGCAAAUAUCGGCGGAUAUGAGUAAUCACAAUGAGCUUAAACAGAGUUACCUCAGCGAUGCGCUGCUGGCCAUCAAUAUGUCGGAUCUUAUAACGCGCGAGCAUGCUCCGAAAGUGCUUUCCGAACUCUAUCGUAAUUGUCAGCUGUUCAUCAAGAAUUGUCCGAAGAGUACGCAAUGCAGCAAUGUGCGUUUGCUGAUGAAGACCAUUAUGACGUAUCGUGAUCAGUUGAAAUGAUAUAUCGGUAUUGGUAGCGUUAACUAUGCCACCCAACACGACAAAAGCGGCUGGUAUUGACCGCACACACAAACACACACACAUAAUACACACAACCACACCUAGUUAGUCCUCCCACAGACACGAUUUUUACUCGAUAAACAUAUUUUCUACACUUCAUUUUUAUGCUUUUAAGUUCAAAGUUUCCUUUUUAAAUGUAACGAUUUUUGAUUGUGCGUGCUUUAUUGUCUUUAGUAUAUCUUGCUAUUUUAAAUUUAAAAGACGAUUCUCAUUUUGUAUUUGUAUAUUGUGUUUUUCAAAAAGUGAUUCGCGUUCCGAUUUAUAGAGCAUGAAUUCACUUGCGUGAUUUUUCAACUGCAAUAAGUCUUAUUUUUUAAAUGUUCCUUCUCGAUUAUGAACCGUCUUGCUAUUUACUUUUUAUUUAAAAUGGCGCUUUGAUGAAGAAGACGAAAAAUAGAGCUAUAUUUUGAUUUUAUAAACAAAUUUUCAAUGCAAACUAAACUCGAUAAUGUUAAACACACAUAU